This is a messenger RNA of Symbiodinium necroappetens, 2769 nucleotides long. The record is from the annotation of a GenBank genome assembly. Lineage: Eukaryota; Dinophyceae; Suessiales; Symbiodiniaceae.
AUGCCAGCACCCGUGGCAGGCGUCAAUGGAAACUGGCUUUGCCAGGCGUGCAACAACGUGAACUUUGCGUCGCGUGAGUCAUGUAACCGCUGUGGCGCGCCACGUGCCGACCGUGCCGCCCCUCAAUACCCAGCUGGAGCUGGGAAAGGAGGGUCAGGGAAAAAGGGUCCCCCCGUGGUUGGGGUGGACGGCAACUGGCAAUGCCCUGCAUGUAACAACGUGAACUUCGGCUCCCGUGAUGUUUGCAACAGGUGCGGCUUCCCGAAGGCUGAGAUGUUCCUAGGUCUAGGGACCACUGCGGCUCCAAAGUCAGCAGCAAGGCCCGCUGCCCCGGUGCCCGCACUGGGUCAGAGCGACUGGGCUCAGCCCAGGAAGGGAGCUCCCAUCCCAGGGGUGGAUGGCAAUUGGAAGUGCAUCAACUGCGGCAACGUCAAUUUUGGCUUCCGAGACACAUGCAACCGCUGCGGCACAGCCAGGAUGGAGCAGGCUCCGACGGAGAACUGGGCGAGCCGGAAGCGGUCCUGGGAUUAUGCUGAAGGGAAGGGGCAGGCGUCCAAAGGACACCAUCCCAACAAUUGGGAACCCAUGGGCUACCACCCGGGAGACUGGGAGGCCGUGCCAGCAGGCAAAGGAUACCAUCCGGGUGAUUGGGAUGCACCAGCGGGCAAAGGAUAUCAUCCGGGCGAUUGGGAGGCCGUGCCAGCCAAGGGGGGCCAGAAGGGUGAUUGGGGUGCGCCAGCAGGCAAAGGAUAUCAUCCGGGUGAUUGGGAGGCCCCAGCGGGCAAAGGAUAUCAUCCGGGCGAUUGGGAUGCCCCUCCAGGCAAAGGAUACCAUCCGGGUGAUUGGGAGGCCGUGCCCGCCAAGGGGGGCCAGAAGGGUGGCCCCCCGGUCGUCGGAGUGGAUGGCAAUUGGCGCUGCCCUGCUUGCAACAAUGUGAACUUUGGCCAUCGGACGGCCUGCAAUCGUUGUGGUGCUGCGAAGCCCGAUCAAGGUCCCAGCCCAGGCAAGGGAGGAAAAAGCCAGAAGGGCAAGGCGCCGGUGGCAGGUGAGAACGGGAAUUGGAAGUGCCCUCACUGCGGCAAUGUCAAUUUUGCCACCCGGGACAACUGCAAUCGCUGCGGCAUGCCCAAACCCAAGAUCGAGGAAUCUGAUGAUAUGGAUGCCGUCAGUGGCUUGCACGCAGAUAAAUGCCUCGAAGAACCCUUCGAUGCGGCAGAGAGCGAAGCAGGCUGGGUCCGCGAUGCGUUCCUGCUGUCCGCUUUGGGGCCCCAAGGCAGCGUCAUCGAGCGGGCGCUUUGGGGAAACUGGGUGCUGGUCACGUUGGCCUGGUACGCCUGCGCGGUCUUUACCGCUGCAGCCAUGAAGCGUUCGGCCCAUCGAGACAUGCUGUCCGUCUUCGCAAACUUGGUGAUAGGUUGGCCACUCGUGACGCCUUUUGCAUUGUGCUGCGGAGAGUCUCCAGGCAGACGGUUAGGCGAGCACUGGCGGAGGGUCCUGAUCAUCGCCAUCUUGGCUGGGCUGGAAAAGAAUUUGACGAACUCUUCACUCUCGCACAUCGGCGGUGCCCUCAAGACUGCACUGCACGGCCUGAACGUCGUGUUCACCCUCGUGGUAUCUGCUUUUGCAGGAGCAGACGACCGAGCGAAGUUCUGCAUCCUCGGCUGCCAGUGGCGUGGAAACGUUAUGCUUUCCCUUAGCAUAUGCCUGGUGACUUUGUCAGUGCGCGAAAUCAAAGUGCGCGGCGAGCUCCGCUGGGAGAACAAGCAGGACACGUGGUAUCCUAAGGGAUUCACGGGCCGCUGGCUUUGUGUGGCGGCUGGUGGAGACUGUUUGAUCGACUAUGCGAAUGGCGCCUGCGAUGCCGAAAGGGAGCUGCCUUUGAGCAGUCUUUGCUCCCUGGCGAUGGCCAUGCAACAGUUCAUUGAGACGACCGGUCAGGAAACCAUGGGCGUGCAGACCCACUCUGUGUCUUUCAGCACUUUCUUGCUUUGUGCAUGCACGGGCCCGACCUUCUCAGUGGUGGCCGUGGUGGCCCUGCCCGAGGAAGUCCCGGCCGAGCUUUCCACGGCAGAGCUGCGCUUCAAAGCGACGGAGAUCCAUGCGGCGCUCCGCUCCAAGGCCGAGCUCAAAGAGCAACUGGAACGACUGGCCGGGGCCACGGCACAGGAGCGCGAAGAGAAGGCCGGGAACUACACGCUCUCCUCUUGCUUGGAUGCGGGCAAGGAAGUGGACACGUCGCUCCCACCAGAAGCUGCAAGUGCGGCCCGGGAGAUCUUCGCGAGGGCCCUGGGCCAGCGCGCCGCGGAGCCGCUUGCGGCCUUCCUCGCAGAGCUGCCUGAGAACGAAAGGCAGGAAGUCAAGAAGCUUUGCCUCUUUGACGCCCGCCUGGAGAUCCUCUGCAUCCUUGGAGAUGAGGGGCCCAAGCCCGACGAGGUGAAAGAAGAGAAGCAAGCAACAGAAGAAGCAGCUCUCCUUUUGAAGGCCGGAGAGGCAGUCUCAGAGAGCCAGGAGAGGGUGACCUCUGUCUGGGCUUGGGCUUCGGAAAGUGCCGAGAUUGCCGUGCUUUGCCCCCAAGCCUGGCCACUCUUCUUGGGGGCCUUGUUGACAAAACGCCUCCCUGGCCCUUCCAGCGAUGCCACAGGGCUGGUCACUCGCAUCUCCGCUGAGCACCUCAAGCACGUGCCCGGCCUCCAGGGUCGUCUGGAAGCAAUGGCAACACGAUUCCAGGAUCCUCUUGGCUUCAACCCGCCGGCCAAGCCGGUGAGUUGA